Molecule: messenger RNA, 636 nt
Organism: Lotus japonicus
Lineage: Eukaryota; Viridiplantae; Streptophyta; Magnoliopsida; Fabales; Fabaceae
Product: lysine-rich arabinogalactan protein 19-like
Exons: 2
Coding region: 1-636 (211 amino acids)
Source: RefSeq, a predicted model, not a curated record
AUGGCCCGCUUUUCCCGAAAGUUCAACACUGAGGGCGAUGGGAAGAAACGGGGCAGUGCCGAGAACCAAGGUGAGGGCGCCAAAGCCCCUAAGAGGAGAAAAUUGGUCAAAGCCUCCUCCUUCGCCGGCACUUCCAACCCUGGCGCUCAGCCCACCACCGCCGCUGCGUCUAAAGGCAAAAGUGUUGCUAAAGCCUCCGCCGCCGCAGCUACCGAGACAACCACUGUCCCGGCCCCCAAAUCUGCUACCGCGGACGUGGCCUCUGCAGCCGCCACCAAGUCCACUACUGUAGGUGCCACAGCUGCCUCCACCGAUGCCACAACUACCUCUGCUGGUGCUACAACUACCUCUGCUGAUCCGUCACCAACCGCUGAUUCAACCGCCAACAUCUCCCAACCUUCAGCUGUUGAGAAAUCUGUCACCGUCAAUGCCACAACAGCCGCCACGUCUUCUGAUGCUCCUGCCGGGGAGAAAAGAAAAGAAAAUGAAACCCCCCAGUCUCCUCCUCGCCAGGACGCACCUCCUAGCCCGCCCCCAACAGAUGAUGGGCGCCCUGCGUCUUCUCCACCUCGCCGCGAAGAGGGAUCUUCUAAUGUCGCCGCAACCCAGAUCGAGCAAGCUCCUGGCUACGUGUAA